Molecule: messenger RNA, 1137 nt
Organism: Elaeis guineensis (African oil palm)
Lineage: Eukaryota; Viridiplantae; Streptophyta; Magnoliopsida; Arecales; Arecaceae
Source: RefSeq, a predicted model, not a curated record
AGCCGGCUCACCGCGUCUCCGGAUAGCUGUUGGGGAUAGAAAGGGAGAGGCUCUCAGUCCAAUUGGGAAAAAUUAGGGUUCUCGGAUAUCGCUGCCAAUCCUUGAAAGCAAACUUAUGGCAUUAAUGGCGAUGACCACGAUCGGCCCAAGAGUUCCAUUUCAACGAAUUAGAGCUCCUCGGGUGAUGGUUUUGAUGCGUGCAGAAACAAGUGUUUCUUUCAAUAAAACUGUCGAUAAUGUUGCUAUUGGUAAUGCAUGGGAAGGUCCGUACCAGAGGUUAUUAUUUUCUUGUGGAAGAGACUAUAUGUCUUUGUCCUGGCCCACAUUUGCGACUGGUUCAGGUUUAGAAGCAUCAAUUACAGAUCAAAAGAAGAAUGACUUGUCAUUGGACAACGUUAAGAUAGUUGUCGAGUCACGUGAUGAUGAUAAGAUUCAUGUAAGAGUGGACUUGACUGGAGAGGAGACACAAAAGGCAUUUGACGAUAUUUUGACAAAUUUGGCCCGUACUGCACCACCUAUUCCAGGGUUUCGUAGAACGAAAGGAGCAUCUAGAGAUGAUAUGAUUUCUACAUGUCCAAAUUUGUCAAAGUCUGACUCAAGAUUUUUUCCCCCUCAAUGUUCGCGGGAUGACUCAAGGAAAAACAACCAAUGUACCGAAAAGCUUUCUAUUGCAGGUCCUUGGGAAAGACCGUGUUACCAAAUUCCUCAUCGAGGAUAUUGUUGGCAUAACCAUUGGAGACUAUGUAGAGAAGGAAAAACUGAAGGUAAAGAGCCGGUUUAAGACAACUCAAACAGUGGAAGAACUUGAAUCAGCUUUUACACCAGGGAGUGAAUUUGGAUUCAAUGCUACUAUUGAUUUUGAUAAAUCAGAUCUUGAAGCUACCAGCCCAGGCUCCUCUUAGCCUUGCACCCGCGAAUUCAUUUUCCUAUGCUUGUUUAUUUUACAAAAAUUAAAAAUUCAUUCCUCCAUGGUAUUGAUUAGGUCGCUUUCCUAAACAACAUAAUGUAGAUCUUAUUAAAAUGCCAAAGCAUUCUCUUCAGAGAAAUCCAAUGACUUGUUAUAAUCAUGUUGCCUGGAUGCUUAUAGAGAUUUUCUUUUUCAUGAAUACGAUCUUGUAGUGGAUGAAUUAGAAAAAA